GAAUAAUUCUUUCCAUUUCACUUGGCUUAAAAUACGGCGGAAAAAAAAAAAAAAAAACACGAGGCGCGUGAAAAAGUGAAAGCAUUUCCUGGAAGAAUCUCUGAUGCUGAAAAGUUUCUUCAGUAAUCAGUCGUUUCGUAAUGAAUUAACAAAUUUUGAUACUAAUAACUGGUCAUGAUUUGUAAUUUCUCAAAGCAUCUGAGUUAGGGUUUCCAAGUCGCCAUGGCAGAUUUCCAGACCUCGACUCAUCGCGCUAAGUGGAUCUUCACUCCUCAAGAAUUGGUUCAAAAAUACAAAGCUGCUAAUCAAAGAGCAAUACAAGCACUAGAGAAGUAUGGGGCAACGCUUAUGGAAGUAGAUAUGGAUGGGUCUUUGUCAUAUCCAACACCUCCAAUUAACUUGAAAGAUACUGCUGACAAGCAUUCUCGUUCGAAACCUCUUAAUAUUGAGGAAGAGCAAUAUAUAAGAGUGUUCUAUGAGAAUAAACUUCAAGAAGUUUGUAACAACUUCCACUUUCCUCAUAAAAUUCAGGCAACUGCUCUUAUAUAUUUCAAAAGAUUUUAUCUUCAAUGGUCAGUCAUGGAACAUCAUCCCAAAAACAUCAUGUUAACAUGCAUUUACGCAGCUUGUAAGAUAGAAGAAAAUCAUGUUUCAGCCGAGGAGCUUGGUAAGGGGAUCUCGCAGGAUCAUCAAUUGAUUCUCAAUAAUGAGAUGAUAGUUUAUCAGAGUUUAGAAUUUGAUCUUAUUGUGUAUGCGCCGUAUCGCUCGAUUGAUGGUUUUGUCGAUGACAUGGAGGAAUUCUGUCAAGCAAAAGAUGACCAACCUCAUAUGCUGAAGGCAUUACAUGAAACUGCAAGGAUGGAAGUUGACAAAAUCAUGCUUACUGAUGCACCUCUUCUAUUCCCUCCCGGGCAGCUGGCGUUGGCUGCUUUGCGUAGUUCAAAUGAGGUGCACCAAGUUGUCGACUUUGAGAGAUACCUGAGGAACAUUCUCUCUCGCCAGAGUUCUGCACAUACCAUUUCAGAGCUCAUUGAAUCACUAAAUGCACUAGAUACUUGGGCAAGGAGAUACCAGUUCCCGUCAGAAAAAGAUUUGAAGCACAUUAACCGGAAACUGAAAUCUUGUUGGGGUCUUGGCUCACACGACGAGAGUAAGAAACGGGAUAAGAAAUCAAAGCACAAAUCAAAGAAGAGUUCAAAUGAAACGCAACAUGUUGCUUCUCUUGCUGAAUCGUAAUGUUUAUUGAUUUCUCCACUGGAAGUCGGUUCCUUUCAGAGUCAAGCUAUAUAUCAGACAUUUGUGAAGGGAAAUUAAUUUCUAUCCUCUAAUCAGGGUUGUCUUUAUGUACCUUUUUUGUUUUGUUCUCGUACCACUUAGGCUGUUUGGAUAAUGAAAGUAUUUUAUUUCAUCUCAUUUUAUCGUUACAAUUUUUUUAAAUUUUUACACAAAAUAUAAUAAAUAAUUCAACUUUUUAAAAUUUUAAAAUAAUAAUAAUAUUAAAAAAUAAUAUUUUAUUCAACUUUUAAUUUUUAUCUAAAAUUAUCUCAUCUCAUCUCACUUUUCAAACUGCACCUUACUUAAAAUUUCGUAUGGCAUCCGAAGUUGCUGAUUUUUUUUUGCAACGAUUUUCAAUCGUAUUACGAAGAAUUUAUCAGCAAAAUUAUGGAAUCAGUUUCUGAUACAGUUUUUCCUAAAACUCACGCCAUUGAAGCAAUUUCAACAUCCUCGUACAUGGCCAUAUGUGAAUUUUAUCGAUAUGUGAUGAUUCUUUUAUGUUUUAAUGAUAGAAGAUUCUUAAUUUUAUCAAAUUGUGUUUUGAUUGUGUGUGGGUUAGUUUAUUCAACUUAUCAUGAAAAGACUUGUGUGACAACUUUUGGUUGGAAUGUUGUUUUUACGGUAUAUAUUAUCCCAUAAGACAGCUUACUACUUUUUAACUGUUCUUUUUUAUUUUUAUUGUUAUUUUUUUUUUAUUUUUAUAAAUUUGUAAUUAAUUAAUUAAUUUUUUUAUUUAAAGAUUAAGAAAGUAACUGUUAGUGAAAUUGUAUAUUUUUUUAAUUUUUUCUUAAUGACUAAGGAUGUUAAAAUAAUACUUAAGAGAAAAUAAUAAAAAAACAAAAAUUACAAAUAUACUAUUAAGUAGUAAGAAGGUAGUAAGUGUACUAUUACACUUCAUAAAAAUAUAAUAAACUUGAAAAUUUAUUUGAAUAUAAUUUUUAUUUUAAAAUGUGAAAAAUUUGUAUUAAUUUUUGUGGUGUUUAGAAGUUUGGAAAAAUUAUAAUUAUUAGAUAAUGAUUAAAUAAAAAUAUUGAAGAUUUAAAAUUGUAAAAUAUUUUAUAUUUAAGUAAUAUUUGAAAAGAAAAUAUCUGAAAAUACUUGUGAUUCUAAAUUUAACCAUAAUCUUAAAAAAUAUAAAAAAAAAAAGUAAAAGAAUGAUAAUAGAUAGUAAGUCUAUUCUUAUUGUUUUGUGAAAUAAAUAAACCUUUUUGCUUGGCCGGCUAAAAGGAAGUGAGAAAAAAACGAAGAAGAAAAGAAAAGAAAAAACCUAGGACAACGAGCAUAAAUACAGCGGUGCACAAUUGCCCAGAACGGCGUCGUCCAAUCUUCUUCUAAAACCCAAGAAGCACCUACGAAGACUUUGAAGAAGUGAAAAGCUUCGUCAAUGGCGUACUUGCUCUCCGUAAGCUUCUCUACGCCUCUCUGUAAUCCACGAAUCCAACUUCAGCUGGUGGUGGAUCACAAACUUUUGGUUUGCGCGACCUUCACGCUGGAUCACAAAAUGUCAAAUACCAAGAGUGGCGUUUUGUAUCACUUGAAGCACAUCCAAGGAGAUUAUCUCCUGGUAGACUCUCAAGGCAAGCAAAUGCCAGAACAGCUCCAAAGCUUCUUGCCACCUGCAAUGCAAAUAGCGGCAUUUUGUCUGUGAGUUGGAGCCAUCGCCAUCAUUUAGUGACACCCUCAAGAUAUGUCUAUGAAAUUGCUUCCUAUCCUUGGAAUGUAGGUUAUUAUACACAUAUGGUGAUGGCUGGUUAUUGGGUUGGACCUGAUCCUGAUGACGGUUGGGGCUUUGUUGAAGCUUUUGUCAAUCAAACCUUUUGAUUUUUGGUUUAUUUUGCUUACCUUACUAGAUGAAUGGCAAAUGUGGAAUGUUAGGUCA
Carya illinoinensis is the source of this 3154-nucleotide messenger RNA. Its product is annotated as cyclin-H1-1-like. Gene Ontology annotation, molecular function: cyclin-dependent protein serine/threonine kinase regulator activity. Gene Ontology annotation, cellular component: nucleus; transcription factor TFIIK complex. The coding region runs from base 223 to 1236 and encodes 337 amino acids. The transcript is spliced from 17 exons. The record is from RefSeq and is a predicted model, not a curated record. NCBI's taxonomy places the organism in Eukaryota, Viridiplantae, Streptophyta, Magnoliopsida, Fagales, Juglandaceae. Gene Ontology annotation, biological process: regulation of cyclin-dependent protein serine/threonine kinase activity; regulation of transcription by RNA polymerase II.